GAUAACCAGAAGAGAUAUCAUCAUAAGAAUCCCCUCUUUUCUACGUUUCUAACCUAAAAUUCUCUAACCCUAAUAAUCCCUUUUUUUUUUCUCUUCUCUUCCAGAUUUCCCAAUCCCACUCUAACACUGAUUUCUAAACCUAUAAAUAUCUCUGACAAGCUUUUCUCAGAUCUCCAAUUUCAGAAGAAGAAGAAGAAGAACAAGGGCGAAAAAGGGUUUAAUCUGAGGAGGAAAUUAGGUUUUUUUUUUUUUGGAGAUUGUAAACUGUUGAUUUGAUUUGAUUUGAUUAGAUAGGGGAUUGAGUUAAUAAAGAGGGAUCUAGGUUGUGGGAGGGAUAUUUGUUUUUGAUUGUGUGUUGUAUUGGAUUGGAUUGGAUUGAGUGCUGGAUGGAGAUGUUAACGAAGAAGAGGAAAGGGAUAGAACCGCGUGAUGAAUCCUCAUUUGAUAUACCCGAGAUUUUGAGUAGGACCCGUAAAUCGCCGGCUUCGUUGUCAAUUGCUGGAUCUCAUUUUUCGUUGGAAGAUUGUUCUAGGAGUAAGAAGAAGUAUAAGGAAGGAUUGGAGACGACAAGGGCGGAUGUCGGUGGGGAAGGUAAGAAGAGUAGAUUGCCUGGGGUGGCUACUGCACCUGCGAGUGGGAGUUCGAUUUCGGAUUCGCAUGGGAGGGGGCAUAAGAGGAAGAUUGGGUGUAUAGAGAGUGGGAUGAAGUUGAGGAGGAAGAAGAAGAUUGAGCAGGAGUAUGUAUUGGGGAAGGAGAUUGGGUUAGGUAAAUAUGGGUGUGUGAGAUUGUGUAAGAGCAAGAUUGACGGAGGGGAUUUUGCUUGUAAGACUUUGAAAAAAGGGGAGGAGACUGUACAUAGAGAGGUUGAGAUAAUGCAGCAUCUGUCAGGGCAUCCUGGUGUUGUGGCAUUGACAGCUGUGUACGAGGAUACCGAGUCGUUUCAUCUUUUGAUGGAAUUGUGUUCUGGUGGGAGGUUGCUCGAUCAGAUGGUCAGAGAAAGGCAGUAUUCGGAGCAGCGGGUUGCUAAUGUGCUGAAAGAGUUGAUGUUGGUGAUCAAGUAUUGUCAUGAAAUGGGUGUGGUUCAUCGAGAUAUAAAGCCUGAGAAUAUACUCCUCACGGCAGCAGGGAAGAUGAAGCUUGCGGAUUUUGGAUUAGCCAUGAGGGUUUCACAUGGCCAGACAUUGUCUGGUGUGGUAGGUAGUCCAGCCUAUGUUGCUCCUGAAGUUUUGGUUGGGAAUUAUUCUGAAAAGGUGGAUAUCUGGAGUGCUGGUGUACUUCUUCACGCCCUUUUGAUUGGCGUUCUUCCGUUCAAGGGUGAGUCACUGGAAAAAGUGUUUGAGGCAAUCAAGAAAGUGGAACUCGAUUUUGAAACCGGAGUAUGGGAGUCUAUAUCUCGACCAGCUCGCGAUUUAAUUGGACGAAUGCUCACAAGGGAUGUCGAAGCUAGGUUAACUGCAGACCAAGUUUUAAGACAUCCAUGGAUUCUAUUCUAUACAGAGCGGACUUUGAAGACACUAUCAAUCAAAUCAAAAUUGAGAGCUGGUAAACCCUCUAAUGGAGUCAUUGAACCACAAGAUUCAUUAGAGAGAGCUAGGCUUACAAUCAAUGCAGUGUGUCUCAACAGUGACUCAAAUACCCGUCAUCAUGUUUCAUCAGCAUCAGUAGAUAGUAGUUCAGACCAGAAGUCAGAAGAACAGGAUGAGUGUGGUUUGGUCGAUGCACUUGCAGUGGCAAUCUCACGUGUGAGUUUAUCUGAACCAAAACGAAGCAGACUCUGUGGACCUAAUCAUCCUAUAAUGAAGCAGGAGUGCUCUUCUAACAUGCAGUCUAACAAUCUCUGUAAAGCAUUCUGAUAUGUAGCAGCUGAUUUCUUCACCAACCAACUCCUGUUAAUAUUAUUCAUAACCUCUCAGACAGCCUUCAACAUAACACUGACAGCAAAAUGACUUGAAGAAAGUGGUUAGCUUGAUCAGGUUCUGUUUUUCUUAGGAACUCUUAGUUCUUCUUUACGCAGUGUUUUUGGUUUCAACCUAAGCUUAUUUUGAUAGAUGUACAUGUGUAAAUAGAACAGUUUAAUUAAAAAUAGAGAAUAAAGGAUACUGCUGAUUUUCUAGUCCUGUUUUUGUAAGUUGAUUUUAUUUUACCAAACUUAAAAACUGUAAAGCUCUUGAGCAGUGAUUCGUAUGGAGGGAAAAUUUGGUUGAGCCAA
Messenger RNA from Papaver somniferum (opium poppy), 2209 nucleotides. Its product is annotated as serine/threonine-protein kinase PEPKR2-like. Gene Ontology annotation, cellular component: nucleus; cytoplasm. Gene Ontology annotation, biological process: intracellular signal transduction; protein autophosphorylation; peptidyl-serine phosphorylation. NCBI's taxonomy places the organism in Eukaryota, Viridiplantae, Streptophyta, Magnoliopsida, Ranunculales, Papaveraceae. The coding region runs from base 387 to 1853 and encodes 488 amino acids. The transcript has 4 exons. Gene Ontology annotation, molecular function: ATP binding; calmodulin binding; calcium-dependent protein serine/threonine kinase activity. The record is from RefSeq and is a predicted model, not a curated record.